Molecule: messenger RNA, 5094 nt
Organism: Pelmatolapia mariae (spotted tilapia)
Lineage: Eukaryota; Metazoa; Chordata; Actinopteri; Cichliformes; Cichlidae
Product: transcription factor MafG
Exons: 3
Coding region: 808-1296 (162 amino acids)
Biological process (GO): regulation of transcription by RNA polymerase II; regulation of epidermal cell differentiation
Cellular component (GO): nucleus
Molecular function (GO): RNA polymerase II cis-regulatory region sequence-specific DNA binding; DNA-binding transcription factor activity, RNA polymerase II-specific
Source: RefSeq, a predicted model, not a curated record
UGUUAUGCUGAGUGUGCAUGCCUUCGCCUCGCCGCUGUCAAGCUGGCCGAGGCUAGCUUAGUGGGUUAGCAUAGCUAGCCUCCUGGUAAAGUUAGCCUUUCUCACAUCAGAAACAUUUCAAACUAAAGUGCCCUGAUUAUCCAAGUGGUCAGCACACGUUUUGACACAGCUCGGGGGUUUAUUUUGAAAGUUUCCACAUAAAAUGCUCGGUUGUAACCGAGAACAUUAGUGCUCCUACUACGGUGAGAUGGCAGCUAAUCUUUUACACACGCGCGCGCGAGCUGUGAAUUAAACGUGUCAAUGUGAUUUUCAUGUAGUAGAGAGCGGAGGGGGGGCUGCCAGCCAGCCAUUUCGCGCUUGAGGGGUAACUCCCCCUCCCUGAGCUGUGGAUUCGCUCUCGCUGCUGUAUUGCUACAAAUAGUAGAAAGACUGAGCACACGGGGAUUUCCUCGCUUGCUUGUUUUGUAGGCGGGGAGUUGUUUGCCACUUUUUUUUUUUUCACGAGCAGGCGCUGAGAGGCUGGAGACGAGAAGAGUCGUGGAAUGUCAAAAACCGUGCGACCCUGUGUUAGGUCGCUUCUUUUUCCUUUCUUUUGCGUUUAAAUAAAUAGUUUGCGAGGGACGCGUUGGUGUCCGCUGUGCCGCUACGCUUUCUUUUGGUGGUUUGUCAACUCAUGCGCUUCUUGCUGCUCAAACCUGCUGCUUCAUCACCUCGUUGUGGAGGAAAAAAAGGAGCAAGCGCGAGCCGAGCCAGCGGUUUAGCGAGACCAGAUCAACCGGUAGUACAGGUGGACGCUGCUCUCGUGGCAUGACUACCACAAACAAGGGAAACAAGGCCUUAAAGGUGAAGCGGGAGCCGGGGGAAAAUGGCACCAGCCUAACAGAUGACGAGCUGGUGACCAUGUCGGUGCGGGAGCUGAACCAGCAUUUACGGGGGAUGUCAAAGGAAGAAAUCCUGCAGCUGAAACAGCGGCGACGUACCCUGAAGAACCGGGGCUAUGCCGCAAGCUGCCGAGUAAAGCGUGUCACCCAGAAAGAGGAGCUCGAAAAACAAAAGGCUCAGCUGCAGCAGGAAGUGGACAAGCUGGCUACAGAGAAUGCCAGCAUGAAGGUGGAGCUGGAUGCUCUGCGUUCAAAGUACGAGGCCCUCCAGAGCUUUGCCAGGACUGUGGCCCGCAACCCUGUCACCUCAGCAAGGGGACCUAUGGCUUCUGUCAUAGGUCCCCUCAUCCCCGGUAAAGUAGCUGCCACCAGCGUCAUCACCAUCGUCAAAUCCAAAACGGAGGCUAGGUCGUAGUAGCAGAAAGGGCAGAAGAAAGAUGUUUAAGGCUAAACUAGUCAGUGCAUUGUAACAUGGCACAGGAAUGCCUGUGUGAGUUCUCAGUUUUAACCGUGGAGCUAACACUAAAAAUAUGCUUUCCAAAUUCACUCUUACAGAACGACACACCAGUCUGGUUUUUUUUGUUUUUUGUUUUUUUAACAGGCCUGUCAGCAGGGUAAUAAAAAUCAAACUCUAGAAUUUAGGACGAUACAGUUGUCCCAUAAACAAAGGAGAAAUAUUGCAAUAUUGAAACAUUUAGAAAGUGGAAAAUUGAAGAAGACUGCAUCAAGUUUGCUUGUUUUGAUUGAGAUUUUUAUGUCAGUUUUCCUAAAAUCUGGCUCUUAAGUCUCUUCCGUCCUAAGAACUAGCAUCGAUACAGUUUCACAGGUGGUCAAAACCAGUAAGAAAAUAAAUUGGAUCCAUUAUUCCUCACAAGAUCCACAGUACAGAGUGGGAGGAGGAAAAGCCAGCACAUAUCUCACUAAGAAGCCCUUUGCUUGUUAUUAUGCACUGACUUAAAUUGGGAUAACUGACUUCUGGUCUUAAUGCUACAGAUGUCUUUGAAACAACCUGACAAACCCCAAACUCAUAAAUUAGUCCAAUUUGUGAUUCUGUUGGUCGUCUGUUGAGAAUAUAAGCAUGAAAUGAUGCUCCCAAAUAUAGCAUUCAUUUCUGUUUAUGGAUCUGCGACAGGCUUCCGUGAACUUGUCAUUUUCAAAAUGACUGGUAGAUGCAAUAAUAAUAUAUAUGUAUGCACUGAAAAUACAAAGAGGUCUUGCAUAUUUAGGUGGAAACGUUAAAAAAGAUCAGCAGCACUUAAUGAUGUUGUUCCAGAGCUGAGUGCCAUUCCAAUAUGACAAGAUUCUUCUACAAUAUCUGAAAACCUGAAUGUUAUUACAGUAAUAUCCUCAUGUUUUGUGGGGACGGUGAAAUCCACAAACAUUUUGAAACAUAAUUUUUGCUCAUAGAGGUAAUAUGUUGAUUUUGUUUAAAAGAUAUAUAUUGCGUUUUUUUGUAAUUACUUGUUGACAGGGCCGUCAGAUAUUUCCAAAAGAAAAUCUUUACACGAGCUUUACUGUUUGAAUUGUUAAGGUGUAGAAAACUUUGUCUAAAGUUGACUUCUUGGUUUUUAUUACUAGGUAGAUUACCUUCCAUUGUUUAUAGAAAUACAGAAAAAGAAAAUGUAAAAAAAAAAAAUCCUGUGACAUCUUUUUUGCAAUUGUACCGAAAGUGGCUUACUAUUAAAGUCUGAUAGCUUUUUCUAGUGACUAGGCGCGUACUGUGGGGUAGCGCGUGAUGUGAUGUGUAAGUGACAAGUUGGCAGUGUCGUUCACUGUAUAGAUGUCAAUGCUGUGCUAUUUAAAACAAAUCUGUAGAGCUAAACUAGAUGGUGUAAACAAGGUCAAUUGUCUUUGUGCGUAUUGGCAUCUGUGAUAUCCUCCGCUUCCUUGGUGUUAGUUACAAAUCAUAUUGUCAUUACGAGUUUACCACAUUGAGCCACGAAUGACAGAAUUUGAUGAAAUGGCAUUAGUGAACAUGAAGUCAAAAGACUUUUUGAAGCGUAAAGUGAUAACUGAAUAAUGGUUGCAUCUAGUGCUGGAUGCCCUCUAAAAACAUCCUCUGUAACCGGGAAGUAAAGGAUUUUAUUAUUAUUAUUCCAGCAACAUCAUUGGUGUAAAUUACAUUGCAGGCAUAGAGUGCCCUUAAAAGCUAUCUUUUAGAAUUUACCUGUGGGCGUGCGGUUAUCCUGCAAAUGUUGUUGACAAACCUUGCACCUUGUCACGCUAGUAAAAAUAAGAUUUUGCUGCAAGGUUAACCUCAAAGAGGUAUAGCAUCACUCUUCUAAAUCUACCCACUGGUCUUCAGAUUGUCUGAUUAAAAGCAGAAGGGUUUGGCUGAAGGUUUGUAUGCACUAAGCUCCUGCUUGUUUUGCUCAGGACAAAACAGGUCACUUAAAAUGAACAAACAAUUCUAGAUGAGAGGCAAGAAGGUGGGGAUGGCAGCUCUGUUCUUUUUCUGUUUUUUUUUUUUCUCCUUUUUUUCUAAUAAGCAUGUCAUAAAGGGCUUCAAUCCACACUCAGAAAGAGGCACAGUACGACUAUGUAGAAUUACAAUCAACAGCUGCCAGCGAGAGCUCCUUCUGUGCCAAGUGUUGCAUCACUCUGCUGGUCCUCUAAAAGGAAUUUAACACUGAAGCAGGUCUACACCUCAAGGUGAAAGUAGAUGUUUAAUGACAUUAACAGAAUGCACUUCAUCCAGAUCUCCCUCUCCUGCUGGUCAGAACGUCUUAAAGUGUCGGCUGAGGUGUUAAUCUGCAGCCGCUCUCAGACGAUACGCCUCAGUGAAACUCCAUGCCGGAGGUCUGAGUGCUGGUAAUACUGUCCGUAUCCUAGCCUCACUUUGUCAACAUGCUUAGCUAUCUGCAUUGACUGGUUAACUGUGGGAUAAAAUAUAUAUUACCUGACUCUUGACAUAGCCCAGUAUCAAUGUUGGCGUCCUUAUUGCUGUGGCAGUCUUGUGGAGUGAAUCUUUUUUCGUGUCAAGUGUCUUUAAGGUGUUCGAGUGGCACUGUUGACCAAUCUCUCGAUCUCCUCUGGGGAUGAUUCUCUUUCUCUCACAUACAGCUGUAUAGUAUGUAGCUACAGUAGGUAUUAAUGACCAUUGUGAAAAAGUGACCCUUAAUAUGCAACUCAGUGGAAAGGUGUGAAAGAGUAGAUGUAAGAGUAAUCAAUAUUGUCAGAGUUUAGGUCUGUUCUUUAAUCAUUCUUGAUGUUUUGUAGAUUUUUAUUUAUUUAUGUUUUAUUCGCAUCCCUCUGUGGGAGAGCAACUGGCCCUUGGUUAAAGCCGCUAACAAAGCUGUCAAUGUUUUUAAAGGAAUCGUGACAGCUGCACUCAAGCCUUACUCAGUUACUCUGGUCUUCAAUCACCUGAAUACAAAUCCAUUAAUUAAACUUGGAUCUUAACUGAAAUGAACUGCUAUUAUUUAGAUAUUUAUGCACUAAAUAAUGUUGAUGCUAUGAUGGAUUCUGCCACAAGGGCCACUUGCAAUAUUUUUUUUUCCCUCUGUGUGUGUGUGUGUGUGUGUGCGCGCGCGCGUGUGUACGGUUGAAGUUCCUCUGCUGCUACACCAGUCGUUAAUGCUCAUUGUUUUGCUGUAGCAUCAUCCACAACAUUUCUGUUCUCAUUAUGUGUCGUGUGUGUGAAUUUGAAAUUGAUCUUAACACUGUAAUUUGUUCUGCAGAUUUCCUUUUUAAUUAGUUUUGACUUUUUCUUGUUUUGUUUUUUGUUUGUUUGUUUGUUUUUUGUAUUGUUUGAGCAACAUGUUAGAGGAUAAAUAGCAGCACUUGUGUGGCAGUUGAUUUUUAAUAGCUCUCAAGACAUUGGCUUUUUUCAUGAAGUUAUGCUUUGUAAAUGGUUGACUGUGCAGGUUUUUUUCCCUCUUCUCUAUGGAGUGGGUCUGUGUUUCAAAGGUAUACAAAUCUGACUAAAGCGAGUAAUACAAAGUUAAUAAUCUGUUUUGUUAUUUUUCUGUAUGGGUUGUAAUAAAAUAUUGCAGUACUUUGUAUGAAAACAGACAAUAGUUAAUUGUAACUAUUUAUAAAUUAAAUUAUUGUACUUUUUGCAAUCUGUAGAUAAGUACUAUGUAUUCAUAUAUACAGUAACAACUGUGGAUUUAAAUGUGAUUCUCUGAGGUGUCUAAGUUAUUGAUGUAUAUAUUGUAUGUUUGUUGAUACAGCUUACUUUAUUUUCUAUAAGACCAAUAAAAUGUUUUGG